Messenger RNA from Cajanus cajan (pigeon pea), 1454 nucleotides. RefSeq lists its product as uncharacterized. Lineage: Eukaryota; Viridiplantae; Streptophyta; Magnoliopsida; Fabales; Fabaceae. The record is from RefSeq and is a predicted model, not a curated record.
CAUAACUUUUCAGUUUUUUAUUUUCUUUUCCCUCACAACUACGUUUUCUCUAGAUCCAACCACUUCCAUUGCCACCGCCAAUUGCUUCUUCUUUAUUUUGCUUCAAUUUUGCUCCAAAAUCCAACACUGUGUUAGAUCUCCCCACUCUUUUCUCUAUGCCAUUCCCCCAGCUGGGAAGGGUGUACCGGAAUCAGAGUGUAGCUGUGGGGUGUGGGAUUAUUAGGAGUCUUGUAGACCUGUUGGAUUUUUCAGGAUGGGAAAGUGCAAGGGUUGUGGGAAGUUAGGGAGAAUGGGGCCAACGGAUGGAUCAAUGAGUGCUUAUGAAUUUUCUUUGAUGUUGUCGCCUGUUGUUUCUUUUUGGGAUUGUAUAGUCCGCAAAAUGAGGUACUCCUACAGACCUGAGUGGGUGUAGUGGUUAGAACGCAUCAUUAGUUCUAGUCUUGAUACUUCAACCAAAUAGAGUAUAUUAGCAUAACUAAUUAGGGAAAGAGGAGAGUAAUUAUAUAAAAUAAAAAAUGUAUACAGCUCUAAAGAAAUUCUCUUGAAGGAUAGUUCACAGAAGUUAUUUUAAGUAUUUAUUAUGGAUAACAUGGUAUGUAAUAAAGGGCAACAUGUGAGGAAGGCUAAGAAGAAGCAGGUGAAAGAUGAGUUGGAUCGUCUGAAACAGGCUGAAAAGAAAAAGAGGCGCUUGGAGAAAGCUCUGGCUACUUCUGCUGCCAUCAUUUCUGAACUGGAGAAAAAGAAGCAGAAAAAGAAAGAGGAGCAACAGAGACUUGAUGAAGAGGGUGCCGCAAUUGCUGAAGCGGUGGCUCUGCACGUUCUACUUGGCGAAGACUCGGACGAAUCUUGUAAGGUUGUUAUAAAUGACAGUGGAUGCAAGACCUGGAAUUAUAAUCACCAGCUUGACCUCUUCAUGGGUGGGAGAAGAGCUUGUUUUCCUCAUCUAGAUGGUGGCACAUGGUCUGUCUCUGCUGAAAAUGGCAAGUGGUCUUUCAGAUCUGAGCCUCUCGAAAAGAAUGUGUAUGAACCCUUAUAUGAAGAAGCAGAAUGGGGUCCUGCUGGAUUCUCUGUUGAUCUUAUAGCAGCACAAGCAGUUAGAUCACUUCAGAUUGCAGAAGAUGCUGAUGAGGCAAGGAUUCUCUUCUAAUCGAAAGCUGAAAUGAUAUUGUUUGUCUUUGCUGGUCUCUAGAUGAAGUCUUAAUCUUCUCUUAUAUUACUGAAGGUUGUCUUCUGUAUAUUACUAUAUAGUAUGUGCUUGUCAACUACAUUCUGCUUCAGUUGUGACUGAACUUGUUUCUGUGUCAUCAUGUUUUCUUUUGAUUUUCAUUAACUGCAUAUGCAAGGCUGCUAAUUUUCUAUGUGGAGUGACUUUUUUAUACUCGAGUGUUGUAGAGAUCUAUACUUUUCCGAGUUGAUUAGCAAUAAUAUAAAUGCUCGAGUUGACUCAUAAUUUA